Coniophora puteana RWD-64-598 SS2 is the source of this 517-nucleotide messenger RNA. RefSeq lists its product as uncharacterized. Bases 30 to 242 code for a protein of 70 amino acids. The record is from RefSeq and is a predicted model, not a curated record. Lineage: Eukaryota; Fungi; Basidiomycota; Agaricomycetes; Boletales; Coniophoraceae. The transcript has a single exon.
CGAAGCUUCCAUGUCUGCUGUCAACAACAAUGGGCCAGUUGUCUUCCGCGCACUACAUUGAACGCCCCGGGUCUGGCCCCGGUGGGGACAAAGCUGGCGCGCGCAGCUUGCUCAUAAUCGGGUUCUCCUCCACCACGGCUAUCAUUCGAUCAACGAUGGCUGCAGACUCUGGUCACGGCGCAAGGUUUGAAACCCCGAGCCGAAGGAUGCGCGGUCCAUACAUCGCUGGAUGGCCUUUGUAGGCUGCUUGCGGCAACGGACCCCUGCUUUGUUGUCGACGCCCGUCGAACGGGCCCCUCUUUCCAAAAUCAUGGUCUUCGUAAGUCGUGAACCCUCCAACAUCGUGUGCAGGACCGACGACAGCUACCUGAAGGGGAACCGAAACGUGUACUCCUCGCACCAGGCCUCGAUCUCCCUUGAUUGACGCCCGGCCCCGACUUCUCGUAACUUGACACACGAGCGAGCUUUUGACGGCUCAGGGUUGUGUUUGAGGCUGCGCACGCGCCUCCGACAAUGU